Alternaria rosae is the source of this 1219-nucleotide messenger RNA. RefSeq lists its product as uncharacterized. Gene Ontology annotation, molecular function: zinc ion binding; DNA binding. Lineage: Eukaryota; Fungi; Ascomycota; Dothideomycetes; Pleosporales; Pleosporaceae. The record is from RefSeq and is a predicted model, not a curated record. The coding region runs from base 167 to 988 and encodes 273 amino acids. The transcript has 6 exons.
CGCGCAAACAUUUCGCGACAUUUCCAGCAGUUGGACCAAGACUGAACAAAUUCACCGUUGCAGUCUAAGACAUUCGCAUACAUAAAAGAUCACUUCCGCACGUCUUCGCAAGAUACAUUGCAACUCACCCUCUGCCAGCCACACCAUACGCUAACAUAACGCGACUAUGGGUGUCUAUCGCGUCGAGGCCUCCCCUAACAACCGCGCUGGUUGUCAAGUCAAGGAAUGCAAAGACGCCGGCUCAAAGAUCACAAAGGGCCAGUUCCGCUUUGCGGUUCAGGUCACCAUCCAUGAGCAUGUCAGCUGGCAAUACCGCCAUUGGGGAUGCGUUACUCCCAAGCAGAUCGAGAAUCUGAUCGAGGUGUCCGGAGGUGACACUGACAUGGUCGACGGCUACGACGAGUUGCCUGCAGAGUUUCAGGAGAAAGUCAAAUUCGCGCUGGAGAACGGCCAUAUUCCAGAUGAAGACUGCACGCAUGCUGAUGAUGUUGAAUAUAACCGACCAGGUGCUAAGAAGCCUCGAGCGAAGAAAGCCAAGAAGACUGACGAGGAGGACGGCAAUGACGCGGACGAGAAACCUAAGAAGAAGCCCGCAGCCAAGGCCAAGAAGAACGCCGUCAAAGACGAAGACGAGGAGGACGCGCCUGCACCAGCCCUGAAGAAGCGCGGACCCAAAGCCAAGAAGGUCAAAAAUGAAGAGGAGGAGGAUGUGCCAGCUCCCGCCCCGAAGAAGCGUGGUCGGCCAGCCAAGAAGGAGGUCGCUGAUGAAGAAGACGGCGUCGAGGAAGAGGCAGCUCCUCCGGCUAAGAAGGCUCGGGCCAGCGGCAGGACCAAGAACGCCCCCAAGUACAACGACAGCGAAGAGGAAGCCCCCGCUCCCAAGAAGGUGGAGCCUGAGGCCAACAGUGACGUUGACGAGGAAGCUCCUGAGCCUAAGAAGGUUCCCCAGAAAAGGGGCCGCAAGAAGGCUGUCGCAACUGACGAGUAAGCUCGCCUUACACACGAAGAGCAGCAUGCUUUACCGAACAAUCUAGCCAGUUCGAUUCGAGGCGUUAGCGGGGUGUCAUGGGGGAGUGUAUUGUUGAAACAGUAAAGAUACCCAGGAGAGCGUCGUGUUUAUGAGGAAAGAAAAGUUCUAUUUUGCGGAAUCAGGAUAAGUACAAUCCCAGUGUUGUCUGCGCAUGUCAGCAAGCCGUUUUCUUUUAUGUCGGCAUCAUAA